This is a messenger RNA of Onychostoma macrolepis, 6219 nucleotides long. RefSeq names its product ATPase copper transporting beta (gene atp7b). NCBI's taxonomy places the organism in Eukaryota, Metazoa, Chordata, Actinopteri, Cypriniformes, Cyprinidae. Gene Ontology annotation, molecular function: ATP hydrolysis activity; ATP binding; P-type divalent copper transporter activity. The transcript has 21 exons. Gene Ontology annotation, biological process: copper ion homeostasis; monoatomic cation transport. Gene Ontology annotation, cellular component: perinuclear region of cytoplasm; trans-Golgi network; membrane. The coding region runs from base 203 to 4306 and encodes 1367 amino acids. The record is from RefSeq and is a predicted model, not a curated record.
GAGUGCAAAAUCCACAGCGGCACAUGAGCGAUGACACGCGGAGCGCAAAACCUGAGGAGAUAUAAAUGCGCGCGGACCGUCACGCUACGGGACAGUCCUUUCACUCACCGCCAGCGAUAUGCCACGAACUAGAGAUUUUUGGUUUUCGAUUGUUGGUUAAGGAAGGGUCAUCUAAACUCCAGAGUUGGGUCUAGUGGGCACAAUGAGUAAGAUCAGUCCUUUCAGUAAUCUUGCCAAGUUUAUCUCAAAGUCGCCUGAUAAUGGGCCAGUCAGCGGGGAGCAGCUCUGCAUGGAAGACUGCAGACCUCUGUGCCGCUGCGGGUCGGGCUCGUGCGUUUGUCCGUUCUCGCCAAAUAAUAAAGAUGGAACCAAGGAACAUAAGGAAAAUGGAAGUCCACCGGAAGUCCACUCUGAAAAACAGGCUUUUGAUAAUCUUGCCUAUGAACCAGAUGGUCACAAUGGACUGAAGCGCAAUUUGGGCCACCAAUUAGCAGUCAAGGAAAGCGAGGUGAAGAUCCGGGUGCAGGGAAUGACCUGUCAAUCAUGUGUCCGAUCUAUUGAAGAGCGGAUUGGAAGUCUUGAAGGUGUUGUUGGCGUCCAGGUGUCUCUGAGUGAUAAAGAAGCCUCUUUGAAAUUUAACCCUGUAAUGGUAACACCAGAGGUUUUGAGAAAACAUAUCGAGGAUAUGGGGUUUAAUGCUUCACUUCUGGCCUUACAGAGUCAACUGCAUACUUCGGUGGCUGACUGGUCUGACGUAACGUUAGGCGUAGAAGGGAUGCAUUGCGGGUCAUGUGUGAAGAACAUAACAGAAACCUUGUCGGGAAUGGUAGGUGUCAACUCCGUAUUCGUUUCAUUGGAAAAAGGAAGUGUGGACCUUAGAUUCGACCCAUCGCUGCUUACCCUGGAGACAGUUAAAGGACUCUUAGAGGAGAUUCCACCAGGGAAUUUUAUGGUUUCCAUUCCUGGUUGGAAUUCUACAUUGAAUUCCGCCAGUAUUCCACCACAGACUGUCACCAUCGGAAUAGAAGGAAUGACAUGCAACUCGUGUGUUCAAGCCAUAGAGGAAAUGGUGUCCCAGAGAGCCGGAGUAUGUGCCAUAAAGGUUAACUUACAGGAAAAGAAGGGAAUUGUAACAUUUGACUCCAACUUGACUAGUCCAGAGGAACUGCGGGCGGCAAUUGAGGACAUGGGAUUUGAAGCGUGGCUGGAUCAAGAUUCUGGAGUUUAUGAUGUUUCAUCAAGCAGUCAAAUGUCAAGUGAUCUGAAACAAAGCCACACAUCCAAAUCUUCAGCUAUCGAAAUCACCAAAGACAACCCCUGUGACUCAGAGGACAGAGAGAGACGCAAAUGUUUCGUUCAUGUGACAGGGAUGACCUGUGCAUCCUGUGUGGCCAACAUUGAGAAAAAUCUGUUGAAACACAAAGGUAUUAAAUCAGUAUUCGUCGCUCUGAUGGCGGGUAAGGCAGAGGUGAAGUAUGAUCCAGGACUUUUGGACCCAGCACAGAUCGUCCAGCUCAUCUCUCGCUUGGGGUUCGGAGCCUCAGUGAUGGAAGAGAAUGCAAUCCAGGACGGUGUCUUAGAUCUUUCUGUCACCGGUAUGACAUGUGCUUCCUGUGUCCAUAACAUCGAAAGCAAACUUAUGAGGACAAAAGGAAUAUUGGAAGCCUCUGUUGCUUUGGCGACAAACAAAGCUCAUGUGAAGUUUGACCCUGAUUUGAUUGGCUCUAGAGAUAUUGUCCGAAUUAUUGAGGGUUUGGGUUUUGGUGUGUCUUUAAUAAAAAAUGAAGGAUUAAACAACACACUGGACCACCAAGAGGAAAUUCGGCAAUGGAAGCAUUCGUUUCUGUUCAGCCUGGUGUUUGGGAUCCCAGUGAUGGGUCUGAUGAUCUACAUGAUGGUGAUGGACAGUCAACACAAGGAACAUGGUGGUUCCAUGCCUGUGGACCAGAACAUCCUACCUGGUCUCUCCAUCAUUAACUUGGCCUUCUUCCUGCUCUGCACACCUGUUCAGUUUAUAGGUGGCCGUUACUUCUACAUACAAGCAUACCGUUCGCUAAGACAUGGUGUAGCCAACAUGGAUGUGCUCAUAGUCUUGGCGACCACCAUUGCAUACGUGUAUUCAUUCAUAGUGCUGAUCGUAGCCAUGAUUGAAGGAGCCAAACAGAGUCCCCUGACGUUUUUUGACACUCCUCCGAUGCUUUUUGUGUUCAUCGCUCUAGGACGCUGGCUGGAGCACGUUGCUAAGAGUAAAACAUCUGAGGCUCUGGCUAAACUGAUGUCACUUCAGGCCACAGAUGCCACUAUAGUGUCCCUGGGCAGAGACAACACCAUCAUCAGAGAAGAGCAGGUUUCUGUGGAGCUGGUGCAGAGAGGCGACAUUGUAAAGGUGGCACCAGGGGGAAGGUUCCCUGUUGACGGGAAGGUCACUGAAGGCACGUCUAUGGCAGAUGAGUCCCUUAUCACUGGGGAGCCGAUGCCGGUCAUUAAGAAACCAGGCAGUUGUGUGAUUGCAGGCUCUAUUAACGCUCAUGGAGCUCUGCUAGUGGAAGCCACACAUGUAGGAGCAGAGACCACGCUCAGCCAGAUAGUCAAACUAGUGGAAGAGGCCCAGACGUCAAAGGCACCGAUUCAACAGUUAGCUGACAAACUGAGUGGCUAUUUCGUUCCGUUCAUAGUGGUGAUCUCCGUGCUGACAGUGGUCGCAUGGCUCAUCAUUGGCUUUCUGGACUUUGAAGUUGUGGCAAAGUAUUUCCCUGGUUACAACCAAAACAUCCCCCGAACAGAGGUGAUCGUUCGCUUUGCGUUCCAGGCCUCCAUCACGGUUCUGUCCAUCGCGUGCCCCUGCUCUCUGGGUCUGGCGACCCCCACUGCUGUUAUGGUGGGAACAGGGGUGGGCGCUCAGAAUGGCAUUCUCAUAAAGGGAGGAGAACCUCUGGAGAUGGCCCACAAGGUUGGGGCUGUUAUGUUUGAUAAGACUGGCACCAUCACUAAUGGUGUGCCGCAGGUGACCAGAGUACUGGUCCUGUGGGACCGAGCAAGGCUUCCUCUUCGGAAGAUUCUGGCUGUGGUAGGCACCGCUGAGGCCAGCAGUGAACACCCGCUGGGCAUGGCUGUGGCCAAGCAUUGCAAAGAGGAGUUGGGAACAGAAACUCUAGGCUACUGCCAUGACUUCCAGGCUGUUCCUGGCUGUGGAAUCAGCUGUAAAGUCUCCAACAUUGAGGAUCUGCUGCAGAACAGCCCAAAGACACAAAAAACUAACACAUACCAUGCAAAGCAAACACCACUUCGUGUCACUCUCCAAGGAGCCACCACAGAUGAGAGCAACCUGGUGGCAGACACAGACACACAUUCAGGGUCAGAGAGACCUUCAUACUCUGUUUUGAUCGGGAACAGACAGUGGAUGAUGAGGAACGGUCUGGAGGUCACAGCUGAUGUGGAUGAUGCCAUGAGCAGCCAUGAGACUAAAGGACAGACGGCCAUACUUGUGGCCAUCGAUGGUGUGCUGUGUGCUAUGUUAGCUGUGGCAGACACAGUGAAGGCAGAGUCGGCUCUAGCUGUUCACACCCUGAGCAGUAUGGGAAUAGAGGUCUUCAUGAUCACUGGAGACAACAGACGCACAGCCCGGGCCAUCGCUACACAGGUUGGCAUCAGGAAGGUGUUUGCGGAAGUCUUGCCCUCCCAUAAAGUGGCUAAAGUCCAGGAAUUGCAGGAACGAGGUCUGAAAGUUGCAAUGGUGGGCGAUGGGGUCAAUGAUUCGCCUGCUCUUGCCCAUGCUGAUCUGGGCAUUGCCAUAGGAACUGGUACAGAUGUAGCCAUUGAAGCAGCAGAUAUUGUCCUUAUACGGAAUGAUUUGCUGGAUGUGGUGGCCAGUAUUGAGUUGUCUAAAAAGACAGUGCAGAGAAUCCGGAUGAACUUUGUGUUUGCUCUCAUUUACAACUUGCUUGGCAUCCCUAUUGCAGCAGGUGUGUUCAUGCCGGUUGGGCUGGUUCUGCAGCCAUGGAUGGGCUCUGCUGCGAUGGCAGCUUCAUCUGUCUCAGUUGUGCUCUCCUCUCUACUGCUGCGACUCUACAAAAAGAAGUCAGCAGAAGAGUACGAGUCCACAGCUCAGAAUCAUAGGCUCAGUCUGAGUCCGUCUCAGGUCAGCACCCAUGUAGGGCUGGAAAACCGUCGCUGUAGCCCUCUCUCAUUCCGCCGGAGCUUGGACCGACACAGGUGGAGCCACUCAGGCUCCUCCUCCCUGAAAUCAAACUCCUCCCACCCCUCCACAACACAACCAUACAGCACCUCAGGAAGGAACAUUGUGUAAGCAACCACCCAUGAGCAGACUUGAUGACAGUUGACUGGAAAUAUUUGAUCAUGGAACGACGACAGUUUUAUAAGUGUUCAAUUUUUAUAUAAUUUUACAGCGAUAGAUUUUAUCAAGAAUUUUGCAUGAUGGUGAAAGAUUUCCUGACACAGAUUGAAGAAGGAGGUUCGUGUUGAUUCACUGUGAUUUUUGCUAACACCAAUUUUACCCUUUAAAAGUUGUCUGCUGUAUUUUAAUAAGUGUUUAGCAACAUCAACAUUCUUUGUUUAUUGCAUUGGAAGAUGGCAAUGUACAUGAUAAUCAUGCAUGUAAAACCAGUUUAAUUUGGUACUAAAAGCAUCAUGACUUAUUGCUUGUUUUCUUUAAGAGAACCUUAAGAAGAGUCAGUGUCCAAUAAUUAAUGUAGUAAGCCCUUAAUUAUUGAUAGAUAAUAGAAUAGUAUUACUGGAUCAGGUUAUUUGACAUUGGUCUCUUGUGGUUUGGAGAAUGAAUGGAUGGAUGGAUCUCUUUGUACAGUACAAGGUUGAUUUGGCAUUUCUUGGCCAACAGGUGGCAGUAAUGUUAAACAGUUUACAGAUGGAAAGGAAAUGGCUGGAUUGUAUGGAAUGCCACUGGUUAAAGUUUGAUAAGUAGGAUUUGUAGAUAAUAAUUGAUUUGACUUUGAUCCAACAGUAGAUUCAUAGUGGAUUCAUACAAUUAUCUGACAGUUUGCUUCCAGAUUACGUUUAAAAAUAAAAGACGUGUCAGAAUAAAUGUAGAGGCACCUUGACAAUGACACUUUUAUUUUAGAAAAAGUGGAUAUGUUUAUUAAAUAUACAGUUAGCAGUGUAAAACGAGCCUGUCCAUGAGUUUUCAGAUACAAAAUAAAGUGCAUGGUCACAGCAUGGCCUUGUCAUGUGCUAUAUGUAAUUUGUGUUACAUCAUUACAAUAUAGGACCAAUGUAAUCCCAUCCUGUUUCAUUCAUCCAUCAGCAGUACAAUCAAAUGGCUAAAUAUACAGUAAUGCAGCACACAAUCACUCAAGAUGGUCAUCAAAAAUACAAAGUACCUACUAUUUGUAAAAGUGAAAAGUUAAUAUUUAUGUUGCAGUGAUAUUAUGGGGUUACAGUAUGCUUGGGCGAUUUAAAUUUAGCCAGAUUGCUUGGAGUAUUUUGCAUAGCUCCUUAUGUUAAAGAGGUCAUCAUGAGCAAUUAAAUAUUCAUUAUUUUUUAAAUAAUGUUAUUCUUACUAUGGAAAUGUACUGUAACUUUCAGAACUAUUUAAUUAAGGAUAAAAGAGAGAUUGGAAAAUAGUCACAAAUUAAACUUUGGUGCAAAACCUCUACGGAAAAUAAAGUAAAUGAAGUAAAUAUUUACAGAAUUGAUUAUAAAAAAAAAAUUAUAUAAUAAAAUAUACAAUUUAAAUAAUAAUGAUACAACCCCUUUACAAAAAAAGUGACUACUGCAUGCAAAAUGAAAGUGUGUACGCCAUCUAUUUUUGCAUCCAUUAUUUAAUUGUAACCUAAAAAAAAGCAAAAUAAUUUUCCUACCCCCAGUUACAAAACUGAGCUCUACUGCUUUGCAAAGGCUUGAACUACACAUAAAUAUGCAUUAUUCUAGUUAUCAUUCAUUUUAAGUGAUAUACAGAAUAAAUGUAGUUUAUGGCAGACAUUUGGGAUAGUAAAUACUGCACUGCUACUUCUCACAAUACUGUGUUCAUUUGAAAGUUGGUAUUAUUAAUAUAAAGCAUUUCACAGCGGCCUGGUAUAUGAAUAAUGUUUGUAAGUAUGUAAGGCCAAAAACACUAGUUUAAAACCAAUAACCAUCGCAAAUACCUUGUGAAUCCAAUUUGACCCUGCACAUAUUGCUCUACAGACUGACAUCAGUUUCAUGAGUGUGGCCUUUGUAAAUAUACAUACUGUACUGCUGUAUCAG